Mitosporidium daphniae is the source of this 807-nucleotide messenger RNA. RefSeq names its product uracil-DNA glycosylase. Gene Ontology annotation, molecular function: uracil DNA N-glycosylase activity. Gene Ontology annotation, biological process: base-excision repair, AP site formation via deaminated base removal; base-excision repair. NCBI's taxonomy places the organism in Eukaryota, Fungi, Microsporidia. Gene Ontology annotation, cellular component: nucleus; mitochondrion. The coding region runs from base 1 to 807 and encodes 268 amino acids. The record is from RefSeq and is a predicted model, not a curated record. The transcript has a single exon.
AUGCCCACAUUGUACCAGCACUAUUCCAAGGUCCAAACGGAGCAGCCAUCCGCUAUCGGCCACGUGGCGCAUCAGUCCGCCGUUAACCGCCUUAUUUUGGGCGUAGAAGCAUCGUGGCGCGACAUUUUGGGAGACGAAUUCAAAAAGCCAUAUUUUAUGAAGUUGGCACAGCAAUUAGAGACGGAGCGUGCCAAGUUCACAGUCUACCCGCCGGAAUCGCAAACGUUUAGAUGGAGCCAAUUGACACCAUUUGGAUCUGUGCGUGUUGUCAUCAUUGGACAGGAUCCGUAUCACGGUGAAGGUCAGGCCACUGGAUUAGCAUUUUCACUUGCAAAAGGGAGGCCGCCGCAACCGUCGCUGAGGAACAUUUUCAAAGAAGUGAAUGCCUGCAUAGCCACUAAAAUGGUAUUUCCCCAUGCCUCGCUUGAGUAUUGGGCUACGCAGGGUGUUUUACUUCUUAACACCACCUUGACAGUAAGGGCAAAUACCCCCAAUUCGCAUGCACAGUUCGGUUGGGAUAUCUUUACUGACAAGGUUAUUGAACUGGUGGCUCUCCAUGCCCCAAAACGAGUCGCAUUUAUGCUUUGGGGAGUACAUGCACGCCGUAAAGAGUCGCUGAUCAGACGAUGUGAUGGUGGAAAUCGGCACCUGAUUUUGACUGCCUCACAUCCGGUUUCCUUUACCGCAACAAGAGACUUUUUGGGUUGUGGUCAUUUUCGUCUGGCAAAUGAAUUUCUGUUGGCGCAGCACGAGUCGCCUAUCGACUGGGCCGUUGAACCCGGUAACAAUAAACAUGAAGAAAUUUAA